AUGAAGAACGGCAUCAUAAUAUUCUUUUAUGUUGACGACAUUGUCCUCGCAUACCAAAAAGGCAAGGAGAACGAAAUGAAGUAUCUAACAGACCAACUACAGCAAAAAUAUCAACUCACCGGAGGGAACCCUUUGCAAUGGUUCCUAGGAAUUGAAGUAAUCCGAGACAGAGAUAAAAGAUUGAUCUGGCUCUCUCAGUCUGCGUAUAUAGACAAGAUUGCUAAUCUGGCAAUACAAAACCCAGAUCGGUGGCCAAACGUACCCAUGUCUGGACCAGAGCUACUACCAUAUGAGGAAAGAGCAUCAAUUGCAUCGAUUCGCAAAUACCAGAAGAAGAUCGGAUCAAUCCUGUACGCGGCAGUAGUUACCCGGCCGGACAUCGCAUUCGCUGUGUCAAGACUAGCAAGGUUCAACAUGAAUCCUUCCUACGAACAUCAUGCAGCUGCGGACAAGGUCAUCCAUUAUCUCAAGAGAACCAGAUCUCUGGCCUUACAGCUCGGGGGAGGAGACGAAUUUUUAGUCGCAAGCGACGCCUCCUUCGCGGAUAACUCCGUAGACCGCAAAAGCUCGCAAGGUUACGUAAUGCAGUUGUUUGGCGGAACUAUUGGGUGGCGAGCAAAUAAACAAGAUACAGUUACUACAUCGACGACUGAAGCUGAGCUCCUCGCAUUGUCGCAGGCAACGAAGGAGUCGAUAUUCAUAUCUCGCCUUUUCGAAGAGAUCGGAAUACGUCUAGACAAUAAGACUAUACGAAUUCAGUGUGACAACCGGCAAACGAUCAAGUUGGUCAACAAAGAAGUCGGACCGCUGCAAACUAAACUCCGCCAUGUCAACAUUCACGAUCACUGGUUACGUCAGGAAACUGAAAGAAGAACGAUUUCAGUAAACUACGUACCCACUGCAGAGAUGGUAGCAGAUGGCCUCACCAAAGCCCUCGGCAGCCAACCAUUCAAUGCCUUCGUCGAACGACUUGGUCUGGUGGAUAUUGAAUACCGACUAAAGCAACGCAAACUAGAAGAACUGGACACUGAGGUUCUACAGAAGUUUGAACAGCUGGAUCUAUUGGUUGGUGGCCACGGCCGAUUGGCCAACUGCAUUGGCCAACCGGUUGGAAGAGUUGGUUGGAAGGACACCUUGUGGGUAAUGGAUGCCUUUGAAGCAAAGAGGGAGAAACUGAAGAAUGACUUGCGAGAGGCACGUAGUGGCAUCUCAAUAUCGUUUGACCGAUGGACGUCACCGAAAUACUUGGCAAUCCUUGGUGUUGUUGCCCAUUUCAUUGACAAGAACGGCGAGCGGCGUUCUGCUGUUCUGGGCCUUCGCGAGCUGAUGGGAGAGUACUCAGGCGAAAACAUGGCGGAGGUUCUGCUUCAGAUAUUCAAGGAUUACAAGAUUAGCGGACGGAUUGGCUAA
This is a messenger RNA of Pochonia chlamydosporia 170, 1410 nucleotides long. Its product is annotated as polyprotein. The coding region runs from base 1 to 1410 and encodes 469 amino acids. The transcript is spliced from 2 exons. The record is from RefSeq and is a predicted model, not a curated record. Lineage: Eukaryota; Fungi; Ascomycota; Sordariomycetes; Hypocreales; Clavicipitaceae.